Sarcophilus harrisii (Tasmanian devil) is the source of this 3120-nucleotide messenger RNA. It is a transcript of the gene TSPAN33, whose product is annotated as tetraspanin 33. The record is from RefSeq and is a predicted model, not a curated record. Gene Ontology annotation, cellular component: membrane. The transcript has 8 exons. Bases 236 to 1090 code for a protein of 284 amino acids. NCBI's taxonomy places the organism in Eukaryota, Metazoa, Chordata, Mammalia, Dasyuromorphia, Dasyuridae.
GGGUGCGGGGACAGGAGGAGGUGGUCCUCUGGCCACUAGAGUACAGGGCUUGCACUGGCUGGAGGCUGUGUUCCCGAGGUUCUCACGGGAAUUCUUUCCCUCCUCCCGGGCCAUCCCACCGCUGUCCAGCAGCCUCUCUGGGCGCGCGAUUCCCUGGUCCCCGGGCACGGUGUGAGCAGGUGGGCAGAACGGUCGCCGGGGAAAUAGGCCCCCCAGGGGAGACGGCAGCGGGGCCAUGGCCCGGAGAUCGGGGCCAGCGCCGGCAGUCAGUGGAGAGGAGUUCUCCUUCGUCAGUCCGGUGGUGAAAUAUCUGCUCUUUUUCUUCAACAUGCUUUUUUGGGUAAUCUCUAUGGUACUGGUUGGUGUAGGAGUCUAUGCACGGCUAAUGAAGCAUGAAGAGGCAGUUAUGGCCUGCCUGGCAGUGGACCCAGCCAUCCUGCUAAUCAUAGUGGGCAUCCUCAUGUUUCUACUCACUUUCUGUGGCUGCAUCGGAUCCCUUCGGGAAAACAUCUGCCUCUUACAAACGUUCUCUUUCUGCCUCACCAUCGUGUUCCUGCUCCAGUUAGCUGCCGGAGUCCUGGGCUUUGUUUUUUCAGACAAGGCUCGUGGAAAAGUGAGUGAAAUCAUCAACAAUGCCAUUGUACACUACCGAGAUGACCUAGACCUACAGAACCUCAUUGACUUUGGCCAGAAGGAGUUCCACUGCUGUGGUGGGAUCUCCUAUAAGGAUUGGUCCCAAAACAUGUACUUCAACUGUACAGAAGACAACCCCAGCCGGGAGCGAUGUUCUGUGCCUUACUCCUGCUGCUUGUACAAAUCCAACCAGGCAGUAAUCAACACCAUGUGUGGCCGAGGUAUGCAAGCUCUUGACUACUUGGAGGCUGGUAAAGUCAUUUACACCAAUGGCUGCAUUGACAAGCUAGUCAACUGGAUCCAUAGCAACCUCUUCCUCGUUGGGGGUGUGGCACUAGGCCUAGCCAUUCCUCAGCUCGUGGGCAUCCUGCUGUCUCAGAUCCUUAUCAGACAGAUCAAAGAUCAGGUCAAGUUACAACUCUACAAUUGGCAGCACCGGGCUGAUCCAUGGUACUGAACACGCAUUCAUUCUCCCACCAGAAUGAAAGGUGGGCAUCAUGGACCGGCAGCACCAGGCAGGGCAAAGAACAGAUUUGGAUUCCCCUUGCCCAGUAACAAAGCAAGCUCCAGACAGGCAGACAAAGGCAAGACAUUCAGAUGGCCUUCAUCGCAGAGGAUGGUCCUCCCUCAUCUUGAGCUGUGCCAGUUUUCUGAGAGAGGUUUUUUGGUUUGGUUUGGUUUUUAUUUGUUGGGUCUGUGUGGGGCCAGGGGUUUAAGUUACAUUUAAACAAAAAUGUUUUAGGGGAUACCGAUUGCACGGAGUUGCAAUGGGACUGACUUCUUCCUCUUGCAGGCAACACAGUAACCAAGCCCAGCCUUUUCUGUCCCUGAACACUCUCAGAUUAGUGCCAACUAGAUUUGGGCACUGGAGGGAGUUGUACACCAGUAGCCCCUGCCCUGGGUCCAGCUGGCACAGUACUUGACUGAGGUAGGGGGAGGGUAGUGAUCGCAAGAGUCAAAUGGGGACAGUUAUGUAUGUGUUGGGUACGACGGUGGAAAGAGAUACAUCUGCCAAUUCCCUAUUCCGUGUUCCCCCUUAGACAAUCGGAGCCAAGUCCAUCCUGACCCCUCCUUCAUUUCCAUGGAAAUAUGGUAACAAGAGGGCAGGGAAAACUAAAAAAAAAAAAAAAAAAAAGCUUGGAAUUAUGAUAUCUUUUUUGGCUUGUGUCUGGGGACCAUCUCAGCAGCAGCCAAGAAGGAGGUGACACAGCAACCCAUACCCUUUUACCCUCUUUCUCUCGCCUGAACGGGCAUUUUCUUGGGUACAUGGGACUAUUACAGACAAUAACCUCCUAGCCUUCCCCAUCUCCAAGCACUAAGACUGGCGUUGUGUGCGUUCUACAAUUCUUUAUCUUUAUGCAAGGUCGGAAACAGGAACCCUGAAGCAUUAGAAAAGGAAAUGCAGUAAAAGUAUUAAUCGGAUCCACGUCCAUGCAGUCCUGGGAGCUAGGAGGAGACUGGAUGCCUAACCCGGUGGGAACGGAUCUCUCGGGCCCCGUUUUAAGGAGGGGGUCGGUCGGAGAGUAAAAUAGAUCUCUAAUGGCCUCAGUACCCCGGAGAAGUGCUCUCUCCCUAUUAUCCAUCCCCCACCUCUCCAAUAGGGUACCCCAAUUCUCAGGGAUUGCCAACCUAGUGUUUGAGAUGUCCUGGGGUUUCUCAUUAUCCCAAGGACUGUCUUAAACGUCUCCAAACAAAACUAAUUUCAAAUCAUUUUAAUUGGCAAAAUAUGUCAUUCAGCAAGUGGGUGGGGCGGGGCAGGUGUCAGGAAACCCAUUGGUCCAGCCUCUGCAGUGGGGGGCGGGGGGAUGAAUCUCUCCCUUCGCGGGUCCGGGCCAGGUCUCGCUCCCGGUACCCCACCUUUCGCGGAAGGGUUUGCGCUCGGGCAGGCGCCCCGGCGAGCCCUUUCAGUGGCUUUCCGCCCACCUUGCUCCAGUCUAGAUGGAGAAAGCAGGCCUAGAGAUUGGGGUUUGUGCCGGCCUCCAGCGGGAAGGGGGUUACCAUAGUCUCCGACUGCACGGAGAAGGCUCCCAGCCACUCGGGCCUCCCCGGCUGUGCGGGGGCGGGGAGCCGAGGGCGGGGCCACUCGGGCGGAUACUUAGCUGGGCAAGCACAGCUGGGACUUAGUGGGUGGUCCCGCCCAGCACAUCUCGCCCCUCCCGCGGGCUCUCUGAGUAGGGUGUACUGACCGGCCUCCAAGCUGGGGGAGUGUACUAGAUGGGGGCGGGGGGACCCGGGCUGAUGCCCACGCCGCUUUCUUUCUCCCUACCCUUCAGAUUCAGCCUUCUUUGGAGUUCUGGUGCUCCAACUCCCUCCCUGCUUUCAAGACUGCAGGAAAGUCUUUAAGAAAUACAAUCGGGUAUAAAAUAAGGCAAAAACAGGCAUGGCGAGAAGUAGGGAACGGUUGGAUUUUUUUUUCCUGGCGUAGUGUGGUGCUGUUCACCAGGCUGAGAAGGGAAGCUCAUACAAUAAACAUUGAACGGGACUGAA